CAGCCUGUUCGUUUUAUAAUCUACCUGUUUUAUAAGGACGGUGACAGCUCCAGAGAUUACUUUUCUAGCCAAGUGACAGGCUGGACUGUCGAAUCCAAUGUGCUGCUGGUCAGGACAGGUGUUACAGAAGAGGAGAGUGCUAGAGAACUGCAGAAAAAUAAGACUAGAUCACCUGUAAGCAGACUGACGGUGGAUAUCGUGGAACUGGAAGCUCUCAGAAAGUCUGUGGAGGAUUUUUUCUGCUUUUGCUAUGGUAAAGCUUUAGGAAAGUCAACAGUGGUACCUGUGCCGUAUGAGAAGAUUCAGAGGGACCAGUCUGCUGUGGUAGUGCAGGGCCUGCCCAAGGGACUUGAGUUUAAACAUCCGGCAAAUUAUGACGUUUCAACCUUGAAAUGGAUUUUAGAAAACAAGUCGGGGAUCUCCUUUAUCAUCAAAAGGCCUUUCCUAGAGCCAAAGAAACACCUUGCGGGAAGAGCUCAUACGACAGAUCCUUCAAGUUCAAUUAUAUCUCCAGGUGGAAGUUGUCAUAUUCAAGUGAAAACAGAACCAAACGAGGAUUCUGGAAUUUCUUUGGAACCAGGAACAGUAACAGUGAAGGAGGAAUCCGAUGAUCCUGACUACUAUCAGUAUAAUAGCCAAGGUAAUUAUGCUAAUUUUCACGUGUUUAUCUCCUGA
Molecule: messenger RNA, 675 nt
Organism: Apaloderma vittatum (bar-tailed trogon)
Lineage: Eukaryota; Metazoa; Chordata; Aves; Trogoniformes; Trogonidae
Product: general transcription factor II-I-like
Exons: 8
Cellular component (GO): nucleus
Source: RefSeq, a predicted model, not a curated record